CCACGUGGUGCUGGUGCGCAGCGAGCAAGUGCUGCGCAAGUGCGGAAAGGCGUCGCCCGAGUACCGCGCGCUCGAGAAGCUCCACCCGCUCUCGUACGCUGGCUUUGCAGGCAUUGUCGGCGCGCAGUCAGUCAUGUUUGCCAAAAGCUCGGGCGAGCUCAUCCAGCUCUCGCUCCAAGGCCGCAACCAGUUCAAUCGAGUCCUCACGUAUGUGAUCCUCGCGGGCUUGGUCCUAACGAUUAGCGUCCAAACGCACAUGCUCGCGCUGGGGCUCAAGCACUUUGAUGCGCUCUACAUGGUGCCCGUCUUCACCUGCUUCUUCAUUUCGUUCUCGGUCCUCGGUGGCGCCGUGUACUUUGACGAAUUCCAAGCCUUUACGCUCUACCAGUCUAUCUGCUUCCCGCUCGGCGUCGCCAUCACCGUCGGCGGCGUAUGUACACCUGACGACAAUGAGGCUAUCAUCUUUUGA
This is a messenger RNA of Saprolegnia parasitica CBS 223.65, 469 nucleotides long. RefSeq lists its product as hypothetical. Gene Ontology annotation, cellular component: membrane. Gene Ontology annotation, biological process: magnesium ion transport. The record is from RefSeq and is a predicted model, not a curated record. The transcript has 5 exons. NCBI's taxonomy places the organism in Eukaryota, Oomycota, Saprolegniomycetes, Saprolegniales, Saprolegniaceae. The annotation marks the transcript as partial. Gene Ontology annotation, molecular function: magnesium ion transmembrane transporter activity.